Molecule: messenger RNA, 2729 nt
Organism: Protopterus annectens (West African lungfish)
Lineage: Eukaryota; Metazoa; Chordata; Ceratodontiformes; Protopteridae
Gene: ACE2
Product: angiotensin converting enzyme 2
Exons: 18
Coding region: 1-2514 (837 amino acids)
Biological process (GO): proteolysis
Cellular component (GO): plasma membrane
Molecular function (GO): metallopeptidase activity; peptidyl-dipeptidase activity
Source: RefSeq, a predicted model, not a curated record
AUGACCUUCCUUGCCCCGUGGCUCCUUUUGUCUUUGUCUUUUAUUUCUGUCAAUUCCCAGACAACUGAGGAAAAAGCAGAAGCCUUCCUUGCGGAGUAUGAUGUAGAAGCCCAAAAACUCUUGUAUCAAAGCUCACUGGCAUCAUGGGAGUACAACACAAAUAUCACAGAUGAAAAUGCACAGAAAAUGAAUGAGAUGGGAGCAAAGUGGUCAGCAUUCUAUGUUAAAGUAUCUGAAGAUUCAAGAAAGUUCCCAAUAAAUGAAAUUACAAAGUCUAUCAACAAACUCCAACUUCUUGCUCUGCAGGAGCAAGGGUCAUCAGUUUUAGCGCCAGAAAAAUAUGAACGGUUAAAUGCUGUUCUGAAUGAAAUGAGUACAAUUUACAGCACUGGUGUUGUGUGUAAACAUGAUGAUCCAACUCACUGUCUGCCACUGGAACCAGGUCUGGAUGAGAUCAUGGCUGAAAGUACUGACUAUUAUGAGAGGCUUUGGGCCUGGGAAGGCUGGAGAGCAACAGUUGGCAAAAAAAUGCGACCACUGUAUGAGGAAUACACCGAUUUAAAGAAUGAGGCCGCCAGGCUGAAUGGUUAUGCUGACUAUGGAGAUUACUGGAGAGGAAAUUAUGAAACACUGGAUACUGACAAGUAUGCAUAUAGUCGAGAUGAGGUUAUCAGAGAUGCUGAAAGAACAUUUCAGGAGAUUCUGCCUCUGUACAAAGAACUGCAUGCCUAUGUGAGGGCAAAGUUAUAUGAAAAAUAUGGCGCUGAACAUAUAAGUCUAAAUGGAGGUCUACCUGCUCACCUGUUAGGUGAUAUGUGGGGUAGAUUUUGGACAAACCUGUACCCAUUGGCAGUGCCUUAUCCAAACAAGCCAAAUAUUGAUGUAACAUCAGCUUUAGUUGCACAGGGAUGGACUGCAAAGAAAAUGUUUGAGGCAGCAGAUACAUUUUUUCAGUCUGUUGGUCUGCAAGAAAUGAAUGAAUACUUCUGGAAUUUCUCAAUGAUCGAGUAUCCAACUGACGGCAGAAAAGUUGUCUGCCACCCUACUGCCUGGGACAUGGGAAAUGGAAAAGAUUUCAGGAUCAAAAUGUGCACAAAGGUGACUAUGGAUGACUUCUUGACAAUUCAUCACGAGAUGGGACACAUUCAAUAUGAUAUGGAAUAUGCACAUCUCCCAUCCCUGCUUCGGGAGGGAGCUAACGAGGGUUUUCAUGAAGGAGUGGGAGAAAUCAUGUCAUUGUCUGCAGCCACCCCUAAUCAUUUAAAAUCACUAGGCCUUUUACCCGAUGACUUUGUUCAAGACACAGAGACCGACAUAAAUUUUCUGCUUAAGCAAGCCCUUACUAUUGUUGCUACUUUACCAUUUACCUACAUGCUGGAGCAGUGGAGAUGGCAAAUGUUCCGCGGAGAAAUUCCAAGAAAUCAGUGGAUCCAGAAAUGGUGGGAAAUGAAACGUGAUUUGGUUGGUGUUGUAGAACCUCUACCUCAUGAUGAGACCUACUGUGAUCCUGCUGCCCUUUUCCAUGUGGCCAAUGACUACUCCUUCAUCAGGUACUACACAAGAACAAUUUACCAGUUCCAGUUUCAAAAUGCUCUCUGUAAGGCUGCCAAACAUAAUGGUCCACUUCACACAUGUGAUAUCACAAACUCUACAGAAGCUGGGAAGAAGUUAAGUGAUAUGCUGAAACUCGGCAACUCAGAAUCCUGGACAAAAGCCUUAGAACAAGUAACCGGAGAAACCAAAAUGAAUUCAGCCCCUCUCAUUGAAUAUUUCCAGCCUCUCUUUGAAUGGCUGCAAAAAAACAAUCAGCAGAAUGGAAGAUCUCUUGGCUGGGAUCCAUCAUGGGACCUCUAUUCUGAUGAUGCCAUAAAAGUGAGGAUCAGUUUAUUAGCAGCGAUGGGGGACAAAGCGUAUCAAUGGGAUGAGAGUGAAAUGUUUUAUUUCAAAUCAACUGUGGCCUAUGCCAUGAGGAAAUACUUCAAAGAAUCCAAAAAUCAGGUUCUAAAUUUUGAGGCUGAUGACAUCCAGACUUACAAAGAAAUGCCAAGGAUUUCCUUUUUCUUUGUGGUUCUGAACCCAGGCAGCACUACAAUAAUUCCAAAGGCUGAUGUGGAACAGGCAAUCAGAGGAUAUCGACACAGAUUCAACAACGCUUUCUCACUGACUGACAACACUUUGGAAUUCUUGGGUAUUGAAUCAACACUUGCACCGGCUCCAGAACCACCUGUCACAGUCUGGCUGAUUUUGUUUGGUGUUGUUAUGGGUAUUGUAGUAGUUGGACUCCUUGCCCUUAAUAUACAAGGUGCUCGUACAAGACGGAAAAAGAAGGCAUCAGCAGCAGAGACGACAGAAGAAAAAAGUUCUAAUCCAUAUGAAGAACUGAAAAUGGAAAAUGGAAUUAGCAAUCUUGCAUUCACUAAAGAGAAUGAGUAUGAACCUGCUGUUUCCACCAAGGUGGAAGAUAUGCAUAUUCCUGCUAUAGCACAGGUGGAGGAUACACAGACAUCUUUUUAAAAAGUGAAAGCUAUAGACAAAUGUUCAUAGCAUUCCCUGCCUAACAUACAUUUUGGUUUAAUCAGGACUUAUGUGUUUGCUAAAGUCUAUUUACUGUGCAAUAAACACUACCUAUAAGUAUUUAUGUAGCUGAAUGUGCAGCAUAACUUGUUUGUACAAAGCCCAUGUUUAAGGUAAAGCUAUAAUAAUGUAAUCAGUGCUGUUAUUUCUUACAA